AUGGCCGAGCUGCACGGGCUGCAAGCCGACUACGUUUUCCGGGGCGUCGAGCACGUGGUGCGGAUGACAGUGGAGGGGAACCUUCUGGAGGUGGAAGUGGAGGACCGCCUGACCACAGACCAGUGGCGAGGGGAGUUCGAUGCUGCUUUCAUUGAAGACCUAACACACAAGACUGGAAAUUUCAAGCAGUUUGGGAUCUUCUGCAGUAUGCUGGAGUCGGCCCUGAUGCAGAGCAGUGAGUCGGUCACCCUGGACCUCCUCACCUACUCUGACCUGGAGUCGCUGCGGAGUAGGAAGAUCGGGGCAGGCCCGAGGCUCACGUCUGCCACCAAAACCUCCCCGCUGAGUUCCAAGCGCUACCUGAUAUUGAUUUACUCGGUUGAAUUUGACAGGAUCCACUACCCUCUGCCAUUGCCCUAUGCGGGGAAGCCAGACCCCGUCGUCCUGCAGAAGGUGAUCCGGGAGCUGAAGGAGGAGUUGGCCAUGCUGAAGGCAAAGCCAGGCAAGGAUUUCCGAGAUGCCGAGAUCCGCCGGCUCCGGGACGAGCUGCAGCACGUCUUGGAGGAGAAGCAGGCGACAGAGACGGCCUUGGUGGCCCUGCAGGAGGAGCUGAAGCUGGUUAACAAGAGCAGUGCCUUCAAGGAGCUGAAGAUCCUCAAGAAGGUGGUCCAGAGCCUGGAGGAGGAGCUGACCAAGGAACGGGCCAAGCACCAGCGGGCAACCAGCAAACGUCUGCAGGAGAGCCGGCAGCUGGCUGACGAGCUGGCCGAGCUGAAAGCCACAGAGAGGGGCCUCCGGAUCCGUGUAAGGAGCCUGACCAAUGAGCUGGCCUUAUACAAGAAGGGGCGCUUUACCCCCAUCGCGCCGUCUCCCCCGAACCACUUUGCCCACCCCAGCCUGAGCCGAGCCGGCCCUGCGGCCAAGAGGAGAGAGGAUCGCCGGUCUGCCUCAGGGGAAAGGUCGAACUCGCGGGAACGCAGUGGGGCCUGGGCACCCAGCCGGCAGCGGUCCACCUCCAGGGAGGGGCGCAGUGGGAGCCAGGGCCGAGUCACACGGCCAUCACCCUCCCCUACAGGCUCCCGAGGGCCACGCUUUGACCCCACGGCCUUUGUGAAAGCCAAAGAACGCAAGCAGAAGGAAGCCGAGCAAAACAACAGGCGAUGCCUCCGCCGAGGGACAGGAGGCGCCCCGCCUAGUGGGUGGCGUCACGCUCAGUCCAGAGGGCCAUCGGCUUUUGGCACCACCCGGAGGUCCCGGGGCAGGAGUUCUUCAGUGGAAAGCUUCCGCAGUCAGCGAUCUUCUGUGACCUCAGGGAGCGAAAUGGACGAUUACUCUGAACCUGCCGCUCCCAGGGGUCGGAAGCGAGUGGGAAGGGGCCGGAAGCCCCUCAGCAGCUCCUCGUGGAACGGAUCGUCUGGGGUUCCUCGAGCGGACAGUGGUUGCAGGAAGCCAUUGGUGAGCACCCCUACUGGAGGCAAGCACGCAGACAAAGAAAAUAUCUAUGAUGAGCCAUCGGCUGACCUCUCCGAGAUCGAUGCUCGCCUCCAAGCCUUGCAGGAGUACAUGAAUAAGCUCGAGACGAGAACGUAG
Euleptes europaea (tarantolino) is the source of this 1590-nucleotide messenger RNA. RefSeq names its product coiled-coil domain containing 61 (gene CCDC61). Gene Ontology annotation, cellular component: centrosome. NCBI's taxonomy places the organism in Eukaryota, Metazoa, Chordata, Lepidosauria, Squamata, Sphaerodactylidae. The record is from RefSeq and is a predicted model, not a curated record. The transcript is spliced from 13 exons. The coding region runs from base 1 to 1590 and encodes 529 amino acids.